Messenger RNA from Bicyclus anynana (squinting bush brown), 5951 nucleotides. RefSeq names its product nucleoside diphosphate kinase 6. The record is from RefSeq and is a predicted model, not a curated record. Gene Ontology annotation, molecular function: nucleoside diphosphate kinase activity. Gene Ontology annotation, biological process: UTP biosynthetic process; GTP biosynthetic process; CTP biosynthetic process. Bases 124 to 639 code for a protein of 171 amino acids. The transcript has 3 exons. Lineage: Eukaryota; Metazoa; Arthropoda; Insecta; Lepidoptera; Nymphalidae.
AGGCUGCUGUAAUUUCUAAAAAAAAUGUUGUCAUAACAAAUUUAAAUUAUUCUUUUUGCAAUUUCUAAAAUUUUUAAAAUUAUUAUGAAUUUUAAAUAAUUUUAACUUAAUGUCUCGUUAAGGAUGACAAAAUUACAACUAACGCUGGCCAUUAUAAAGCCACAUGCAGUCAAGAAUCCCGUCGCUCUUUCGUACAUAAGAAAUGUUAUCAAGAAUAACUUUGUUGUUAUUAAAACAAAAAGGAUCAUUUUGGACACUGAAGCAGCGGGUAAUUUUUACAAGGAGCACGUAGAAAAGUUCUUUUUCAACCGCCUAGUUACAUUUAUGGCUAGUGGUAGUAUAGACCUGCAUAUAAUGGGGCACGUACAUGCAGUGGAGCUGUGGCGGCGCAUGCUGGGCCCCACCAAAGUGUACAAAGCUCAAUUUCAAGAGCCUCACUGUUUGCGAGGCAUGUUUGGUAUAUCUGACACCAGGAACGUUGCUCAUGGUUCAGAUUCACAAUCAUCAGCAGAGAGAGAGAUAAAGUUCUUUUUCCCAGAGUUUUCCUUCUAUAACUGGCACACAAACGACGAGGUUAGAUAUAGAAAAGGUCCCAUUAUGUUCAACAAUCAUCUAUUCCAACAUGUUAAAAAAUUAUAGGCCCUAAUCCUCUAGCUUACAACGAAAGAUAUUAACAAUUUUAACUGACUGUAAAUAAUUAUGCAUGAAACUGUUGUCAGAAUAGUUAUAUAUGCCACUGUCAUGUAAUGAGGGCCAUGCUACAUUGGCUAAUUAAGUGCAGUGGCAUACAAUACUUUUUCUACAAUCAUUAUUAAAAGAAUUACAAAAAACUUAGUAAUAUUUAAUUGGUGUUGGACAUGGCUGAUUUUGUAUUGGUGUGACCUUAUAGAUUUUGUCUCUUAUAAGGCUGAAUUUUUGUAGCCAAUGCCAGGGAACUAAUACUACUACAUGGAACUAUUUACCUGUGUGGUAAUGAACCUUACUAAACAACCCGUAGGAGUGGAUAACUUUGUGAUAUGGUUUGAGUUGGAUAUGUUGGAUAUAGAUGGAUCAAGUUGGUAUCAUCCAAAUUGGCCCACCUUUAUAUUGUGACUAGCGGACGCCCGUGAAUUUUAUAUUGUAACGCCCGUCCGCUUUUGUUUGUUUGUUGGUCUAUCGGAGAUCAGUCUCUAGACCAUAAUCCGAUCAAAUGACUUUUUAGUAUGUCGAUUCGGGCUCUGCACAUCCACUGAUGUAGCGUCCCUCCAGGAAUGAGUAUAUACUACUAUACUAUGUUGGCCAGUCGUGUUCGUUUCAGGCGGAAUUUGCAGUCGCUGACGUCUAACAAUUUGACAGCCAGGUUGUUUUUAUGGCGCUCAAGCCUCUGUUUGUAGGCCUCUAGUGACCUGUCUAUUUCCUCCUUAACAGGUGAAAUGUUAAGAUGGCUGUGUGUUUCUGCAGUCUUGACGAACCAUGGUGCAUUGCAUAUUACAUUCAAUACAUUGUUUUGGAAGCGCUGAAGUAUUUCAAUGUUUGAGUGGCUAGCAGAGCCCCAGAGUUGAAUACCGUAAGUCCAUACUGGUUUUAUAACACAUUUAUAUAUCAGCAGCUUGUUUUCCAGGCUUAGUGUGGAUUUUCUCCCAAUCAACCAAUACAGUUCUCGAAAUUUCAUAUUGGCCUGAUCUCGUUUCACCUUAAUGUGAUCUCUCCAAGUCAAUCUUCUAUCCAGAUGUACACCUAAAUAUUUUACGGUUGUUUGGUGGGGUAAGGUAAUCUCGUCUAGUUUCACAGCAGGACAAUCUCCCCUUCUUAACGUAAAUGUUAUGUGGCUUGAUUUGGUUGCACUAGCUUUGAUUCUCCAUUUUUUGAGCCAGGAACAAGUUUUAUUUAGGUGUUCUUGUAGAUUUAGAGAAGCUAUGUUGGGAUCUACAUUGCGUGAGAGCAGAGCAGUAUCAUCUGCAUAAGUCGCUGUUAUCACAUUUUGGGACAAAGGCAUGUCAGCUGUAUAGAUAGUAUAUAGGACGGGGCCCAGCACCGACCCCUGUGGUACUCCAGCUUCGAUUUUGUAGAAAUUAGACAAUUGGUCAUUACAUUUGACUUGGAAUAUGCGUUCGGAGAGAUACGAUUUUAUGAGCAUAUAUGCUGUGUUUGGCAUGCACUGUUUUACUUUAUAUAUAAGGCCUUUAUGCCAAACACGAUCAAAAGCCUGUUGGAUGUCUAGAAAAGCAGCUGAACAGUAUUCUUUUCGUUCUAGUGUCUGACGAAUAGUGUGUGCCACUCUGUGAAUCUGCUCUGUUGUUCCAUGAUGGGCCCGGAAGCCAAACUGGUGAUCUGGUAAUAUUUUUUGGUCUUCUAAGACAGGUUCUAAUCGUUUAAGGAAUAGUUUCUCAAACAGUUUUGAUAGUACUGGGAGAAGACUUAUUGGUCUGUAUGAAGACACAUUUGUAGGAGACUUUCCUGGCUUGGCUAUCAUAUUUAUUAUGGAGACUUUCCAGAGUGACGGGAAAUGUUGUGUUCUCAAUAUUGCAUUGAACAAUACUGUUAGUAGUAUGACUCCUUUUUUUGGCAACUGUUUUAAGACUUCAGCUGUGAUGAGGUCAUAGCCGGGUGCUUUCUUUAGUUUUAGCUGGUUUAUUUCUUUAAGAAUUUCUUUUGGGUUAACUGGUCUCAUUGGAAUCGAUAAUUGCUGGUCACUCUCAGUAACUUUGUUGAUUUCAUCUUCUGUUUCUGAAGGAUCGGGAUCAUUUGGUUUAAAUACCUCCUGCAGGAAUUGAGCAAAUAGCUCGGCUUUUUCUGUAGGGGUUCUAGCCCAGUUACCAUCAGAUUUUUUAAGAGGUGGCACAUAAUCUGUUGACUUUUUGAGAGGUUUGGUCAUUUUAUAAAGAGAGUAGUCUUCUAGAUUUAUAAGGAGAAAGUGUCUGUAGUUGAUCUUGUAGGGUCAUAUUUUCAUUUUCAUCCAUCAUAACUUUAAUUUCUUUUUUCGCCUUGUUGAGUAACCGCUUAUCAUGACUGCUCCUGCUUGCGUGCCAUCGUCUCCUAAGGCUCCUCUUGUCAGCUAUUUUUUGCCGGAUUUCUGCAGGGUAAUACAGGCUCUGAGGUGUAGAUUCUAGGUAUGGAGUAGACAACCACGCCGCCUCUUGUAUUAGGUUAGUAGCGUAUAAAACUGCGUCAUCGAUCUCUUUUGCUGUUUUUAAUGAAAUUCGUAAGUUAACCUUGUCGUCUAUGUAGUCUCGGAAGGCUUCCCAGUCUGUUUUCUUAUUAUAAAGGGUCUCGCGUGGUUCCUUCAGGAUAACUGUAGUGCUCAAGGUACAUAUGACUGGAGUGUGAUCAGAAGAUCCAUCUAGACAAGUUUUGAUUUUUGUGUAUAAACCAGACAUUCCCUUAGUGAUAAAGAAGUCAAUAAGAUCUGGAGUUUUAGUACGAUCACUUGGCCAGUGAGUUGGUUCGCCACCUGACAGUACAUUGAGGUGGUUUCUUUCAACUGCCUUUCUUAGUUCUCGUCCUCUAGUAGUGACCAGUCUUGAACCCCAUAAGGUAUUCUUGGCGUUCCAGUCACCACCUGCAAUAUAUUUACUACCAAGUGUUUGAAAGAACUCAACAUACAUUUCUUCAGAAAUCUUAUGUUUGGGAGGACAAUACACGGCUGCAACAUUUAGGGUUCCUUGCCAGUCGUCUAUAGAUACUAUGGAGGCCUGUAGGAAUUCAUGUUUAAAGUUACGAAGAACAUGUUGUUUUAUAUUUUCUCUAAUUACUACUGCAGCUCCAGCAUGUGAUGUUCCAUCUGGAUGGUUAGUGAAAUAUAUAUUGUAUCCCUUUAAUUUAACUGUUCUUUCAUCAGUCAUAUGUGUUUCAGUCAGUAAGAGAAUGUCUAUUUUAUUUAGGUUGAUAAAGAUUUCUACUUCAUGUUUGUUUGGUGAUAGACCAUUUAUAUUCCAUGUAGCAAUCUUUAAGGAUUUCUCUGGUUACAUUGGGCUAUUAAUGUCGUUAGGAGUCCCAUUAAGGUACCUAGUUGUUGGAUGAGGAUAUCAAUCUUCUCUGAUUGUUUUAAGAUUACUUGUUCUAACAAGUUAGUUGGCUGAGCUUGGGUGCUCUGUUUCGAUUUAUCCCAAUAACCAAUUUUUUCAGGAUCUGGUAUGUGGGAUUGUUGUUGUUGUGUGUUUUCUUUCUUACUAGAUGGACCUUGUUUAGAAAGUGAACUUCUGGUGUUCAGUGGAGGAAAGUCAUCAAGGUUAAAAGGCAUUUGAGGCUUUUGAGUGUGUGUACUUGUUUUCUUAUUUUGAUUGUGGUUCGAGUCUACUUUUUUGGCUCCCAUAAUUUUUCUUGCUCGUAUUUCUUUGUAUACCUGACAACCUUUAUAAUUUGCAGGGUGAUUUCCGAGACAUAGGGUGCAAGUAGCUGGAGAGUUUCUGUCUUUUUUAGGACAGUCUGUGGUUCGAUGCCCUUGUGCACAUUUAACACAUCGAAACGGACGCAUACAAUUAUUUUUUGUGUGCCCAUAUUGUUGACAUCUAGUACAUUGUGGGAUGUCAUAUGUUUUCUUUGGAUCCUUGACUCUUGUGUUGUAUAUGAAUUCGAUGUCUUUUACCUUGAUGUUGUUAGGAGCAGGUUCUAGGUUCACGAAAAACAUGUUCAAUGGCAUCUUAUUUUUUCUGGAUCUCGCACAUAUUACUUCACCUCUGACUGUGUUACCAGAUUUCUCCAUUGCUUCUUUAAUUGCUUCCACUGGUGUUGUGUGGUGUAGAUUUUUAACCACUAUUCUAUAGCAUUUAUUCUGCUUUUGAGUGAAUGUAUGGCCUAUGAGUCCAUUUUUACGCAUCAGUUCAAUAAUGUUUUUGUACACCUCAGUACUUUGUGUAGCAAUCCUAAGUUGGUUUCUAUUAAUUACUUUGUAGGUGUAGCUAUCACUCGGUAUAGUACUGAUCAGCAAUUCUGUUAGUUUGGAAACAUCAUCUAUUCCAUAGACAACUAUAGGUGGAGGUUUGAUAACCUUUUUUGGAUGUUCUAUCAUUGGUUCAUCAGUCAAGUCUAUAGGCAGUCCACUAAAACUGUUGGACGUAUUGAUUUUUCCAUCUUCGGUUAGUAUGGUUGGUGGACUAUUAACUUUUUUUCGUUUUGGGUUCCUUGUUGUCGGUAACCUUUGCCAAGAGGGUGGCAAUUGGUUGUCAUGUGUUUCACCACAUGAGCUAUUUUUCUCUGGCGUCACCAGGUGUGGCGCAUUUGUGGACUUAUUUGUUGUGGUGAUAUUCCCUAGGGAUGAAGAUCUAGGUCUUGAAACAAAAAGGCUUGGAUGGAAAGCCUGCUGCAUAAGCUUCUUAGUAGUACCAGUAGCAUUUACUAAUAAAGGAGCCUGGUUCUCCGCUCCUGUAUAGUCUUCGGUAGCUAAUUUCUCACUCACAGGCCCGGGUACCUGUGAGCGCCGGGCGCUGGCCGGGUCGCAUGGCAAAUCGCAUUUCUCAUAUUCGGACAUUUUCAUAAUAUAAAAAGGGUUGGGAAAAUAUUAAUAGUACUUUCCCAAGGCACUACACUCAGAUUUUUCGAACAAACCACGUUCUGGCUCCUGCUAGCCAACCGAUAAUCGGCGAACUACUCUUUUAGAGGGGAUUUAAUCCCUCUUGGCCCGUAGUAGCCAAUGGACAGGUUAUUUACCGCCGCCUGUGACUCGGCGUUGUUGCUCGUUUAGCACCACCCAGGGGACACGUAUAGGGUGGGCUUGGAAGUCAAUGUAAACUUUCAAAUUUGAGCCUGAUAUGUCCAGUGGUUUGGGCUGUGCGUUAAUAAAUCACUAUGUCAGUUAAUAUGUAAAGAUAGCAGUUGGUCAUUACCAAAGCAGUCUUGUACAAAGUACAAACUACUGUGAGAAAUUAUUUAUAUGCCGAUUGUUAAACUUUGUUGCCUAGUUUAAAAAAAUAGGAUAUUGUAUUGUUGUUUAUAAUAGUUUUAGGCUUGUCAAAUAAAUUAUUUUAUUAAUAAUU